GAUGAAACGAGGAAGAGCUAGUGACCAUAAUUCAUCUGAAGAGGGUACUGCAGACAAAUCAAAGAAACUGAGGACUACAAAUGAGCAUUCUCAGACAUGUGACUGGGGUAAUCUCCUUCAAGAUAUUAUUCUCCAAGUAUUUAAAUAUUUGCCUCUUCUUGACCGGGCUCAUGCUUCGCAAGUUUGCCGCAACUGGAAUCAGGUAUUUCACAUGCCUGACUUGUGGAGAUGUUUUGAAUUUGAACUGAAUCAGCCAGCUACAUCUUAUUUGAAAGCUACACAUCCAGAGCUGAUCAAACAGAUUAUUAAAAGACAUUCAAACCAUCUACAGUAUGUCAGCUUCAAGGUGGACAGCAGCAAAGAAUCAGCUGAAGCAGCUUGUGAUAUAUUAUCACAGCUCGUGAAUUGCUCUUUAAAAACACUUGGACUUAUUUCAACUGCUCGGCCAAGCUUUAUGGAUUUACCAAAGUCUCACUUUAUCUCUGCACUGACAGUUGUGUUUGUAAACUCCAAAUCCCUGUCCUCGCUUAAGAUAGAUGAUACUCCAGUAGAUGAUCCAUCCCUCAAAGUACUUGUGGCCAACAACAGUGAUACUCUCAAGUUGCUAAAAAUGAGCAGCUGUCCUCAUGUCUCUCCAGCAGGUAUCCUAUGUGUGGCUGAUCAGUGUCAUGGCUUACGAGAACUGGCUCUGAACUACCAUUUAUUAAGUGAUGAAUUGCUACUUGCUCUGUCUUCUGAAAAACAUGUUCGAUUAGAACAUUUGCGUAUUGAUGUAGUCAGUGAGAAUCCUGGACAGACACACUUCCAUACCAUACAGAAGAGCAGCUGGGAUGCUUUCAUCAAACAUUCACCCAAAGUGAACUUAGUUAUGUAUUUUUUUUUAUAUGAAGAGGAAUUCGACCCAUUCUUUCGUUAUGAAAUACCUGCCACUCAUCUUUACUUUGGGAGAUCAGUAAGCAAAGAUGUGCUUGGCCGUGUGGGAAUGACAUGCCCUAGACUAGUAGAACUAGUAGUAUGCGCUAAUGGAUUACGGCCACUUGAUGAAGAGUUAAUUCGCAUUGCAGAACGUUGUAAAAAUUUGUCAGCUAUUGGACUAGGGGAAUGCGAAGUCUCAUGUAGUGCCUUUGUUGAGUUUGUGAAGAUGUGCGGUGGCCGUUUGUCUCAGUUAUCCAUUAUGGAAGAAGUACUAAUUCCCGACCAAAAGUAUAGUUUGGAGCAGAUUCAUUGGGAAGUGUCUAAGCAUCUUGGUAGGGUGUGGUUUCCAGACAUGAUGCCCACUUGGUAAGGACCAUGUUAAUGUAGGGCAUGUUGAAUAGUACCUUAACUUUAAGCAAAGAUAUUGUAAUAAAAGUUUAUUUGCUGUAGUUCUGAUAUAAUUCUACUAUUUUGUUGCACCAAAAUUUGCUCUCUCCAGUGAGUAAGGAUUGUUUAUUGGCAGACCUACGAAUCAGUCUUGGUCAGAAAACUCCAUUUGUUUGUUUAGCUUAAUAGCAGUCAAAUCUCUGAAAAAUAAUAGAAAAAAGUGAUUUGAAAGUAAUAACAAGUUAUGGAGACUAAACAGUUCAUAGUCUGAUGGAAACAAAAACCUAUAUAAUAGCCAGCAAAGUGAAUGCUAAUAGGUUUCUUGAAAUGUUAUGUUCUCUAUGCAUUUUUUUAAAAAUGUAAACUUGAUAUUUUUAGGGUCUUCAGUUAUACACCUGUUAUAAGGUGUUUAAUAUAGCUCAGAAAAGUGAGCAUUUUGUGAGAAAAAUGUAGGAUAUACAGUAUCAUAUCUAAUGAAAAAAAAUUGGUUGAAUGUUCUCAAAUGUUAUAAACCUGUUUAAAACAAGGGAUAUAUAUAAUUGGAACACUUAGAAAACUGAUAAUAAAUGUCACACAGUGAUUGCAGAAGGACAAUACGUAGAGCAAAGAUCAAAUUAAAAUAAGUGGCAUAGAAGGGAAGCAGUUAGCUUUGUAUAAAUUUUUAGAUUUCAUCUGUAAUCUGCUAAACUGUGUAAGUUUUUUUGUGAUAUGUUACUGUGUGUGUGGCACUUUUUGAGGCAUUGUUAGUAAAGUGAGGAAUGCCUUACCAGUUCUCCUUGGUUUUAUCUUUGUUUAAACUAGUUUUUAAGUAUUAUUCAAUAAUUGAAAUGAAAAGCUUAUUUACUUUUUAAAAGCCAAAUUGAAAUAAUUAUAAAGAUAGAACUUUAAAAUGUUUAUAAAUUGUUUCCAUAAAAGAAUAUUUGUCUCCAGUAAAUUUUAGUGAAGGCUCAUUUUUCCAUUUUUGAGUUAUAGUUAUGUAUUUAAAUCAUAAAAAGGGAGAAUUUUAAAUCAAAAAAAGGAGCACCAGUGUACAGUUAAGCAUAAACAGUAAAUUUAAAAGGUGAUAUUUAAGUUCAUAAUCAUGUUUUUGAGUAAAUAUUGCUGUAUGAACUGGAAAGUUUUAAUAGAAAAAUAUCUGUAGUUUUGUGAUUGUUAAUUUGGUUAAACUGAUUAUUUUAUAUUAUUUAAGUAGCAUUUUAUAUUACUUUCAUAUAAAGGUAAAGCCAUGCAUUACAGAACCUGUAAAAAGUAUAAGUUUUGGGCUAUAUUUAAUUGGGAUUUUUUUUGUUUUUCAGAUACUAUAUAAACUUUGAUGAGUCUGGGCACUAGUGCUAGUAGAUACUACCUUCCUAAGAAACAUUAGAAGAGAUUUACCCCUAAUGGAACACAUUAAUGCUUGACAUGGCUCUCAUCAGUAGUGUAACUUUUAGGAAGCACCUUGGUAGUUAUGGGAGCAAAGUCUAAAAUGACCUUCCUAAAAAAAUAAAAUAAAAAGUCAUUUUUUUAUGUAAUACAUGUUUUUCAGAAGUGAUAGUAUUCAACCCUUUAGCCACCUAUAAUUGAGAAUAAAGGCUCAUCCAAACUUGAAAACUAAAGGCAAUUAUGUAAUAUUUCCCCUCUAACUAAAUACAGUAGUAAAAAGCUUGGGAUGUAUAAGAAAUACCAUGUUAGUGAAUUUUUUUUCUUAAUUUUGGAAAAUGGAUUGGACAGUACAUGAUCAGUUCUACUAACCAAAGCUUUAUUUGAAAAUUUACUUUUUGUACAAAUUAUAUAAUGCUUGAAAUACUUUGUCACUUUAUAAGCAAAAUGCAUAGCACUUAAUUUGUUUAUACUGUAAAAUACAUGUUAAAUGCUUUUAUCAACUUGAGAAUAAAGAUAGUUACUAAUA
Chinchilla lanigera (long-tailed chinchilla) is the source of this 3190-nucleotide messenger RNA. It is a transcript of the gene Fbxl3, whose product is annotated as F-box and leucine-rich repeat protein 3. Gene Ontology annotation, molecular function: protein binding. Gene Ontology annotation, biological process: G2/M transition of mitotic cell cycle; entrainment of circadian clock by photoperiod; regulation of cell cycle. Gene Ontology annotation, cellular component: SCF ubiquitin ligase complex; nucleus; cytosol. Lineage: Eukaryota; Metazoa; Chordata; Mammalia; Rodentia; Chinchillidae. The record is from RefSeq and is a predicted model, not a curated record.